AUGGGAACGGCGAGGCCCCUGCGCGCACCGCCCGGCCCCGCUGCCUGCGGCCCCGCCGGGCUGGGCGCCGGGAGCCGCCCCGCGCUUCGCUUCCCCGCUCCGCUCUCAGACGUUGCGAAACACCGUCGCUUCUCCUUUCUAACAAAAGCUGACAAUGAAGAGCCCAAGCAGAGGCUAUGGGACCUGGAGAAGGUGCUGGAGCAGGCACAGAAUGACAAGGAGGACAUUCAUGAAGAAAUGAGCCAGCAAUACAAGGUGCUGCAGCAGCAGACAGCAGCCCACAGCCAGCGCCUGGCAGCGAGGGUGAAAUACCUGCAGGAGCAGCUCGCCACCAGGCUCCAGGAGGGUAAGCAGACCCAGCAAAUUGCCACCCAGGCACUUGCAGAGAGGGACAGGGCCAUUGCCCAGCUGCAGGACAAGCUCUAUGCCAUGGAGAGGGAGUAUGAGAAGAUCCUCCAUGGUAACCUGGAUCUUGUGCUGGCCAAGAUGGCAGAGGCCAGCUAGCACUGGGAAGAGGUAGGCAAGACCAUUGCCAUGGAGCACAAGGAGUGCCUGCAAGAGUUUGGCCUCAACCCCCUGGAGAUAUAA
Messenger RNA from Colius striatus (speckled mousebird), 588 nucleotides. RefSeq names its product dynein regulatory complex subunit 12 homolog (gene DRC12). The record is from RefSeq and is a predicted model, not a curated record. Lineage: Eukaryota; Metazoa; Chordata; Aves; Coliiformes; Coliidae. The transcript has 5 exons.